UGAUUCACAAGUGAUACCAGCUUUGGCACAACAGCUGUGUCUAAUCACAGUUUCACUUUCAACACAUAUUUGCCACUGACAAUUACUUUCUAUCGCCUAACCUCCUCUCUUGCUCUACACAUAUAUGUAGCAGAGAUAAGUGUGAGAAAUGUUUCUGCUCCUUGAAAACUGAGAAGCCCAUUUGGUUUUUGGGUUGGGAUUUGCUUUCUUGUUGUGUAUCCUGAGUAAAGAUUUGGUCUUUUUGGUUGAAAUUUGAGGAAAAAGAGGUGGAAGAGAUGGGGAUACUGUUUGAUGAUGCGGUGAUAAUUAGGCAGUCAGAGAAAGAAGGGGAGCCUAGUGUUAUCACUGUGAAUUGUCCUGACAAGACUGGUCUGGGUUCUGAUCUUUGUCGCAUAAUUCUCUUCUUUGGACUCACUGUUGUCAGAACUGAUGUAUCAACGGAUGGCAAAUGGUGCUACAUAGUGUUCUGGGUUGUAGGCAAACCGAGUACUCGAUGGAGUUUGCUUAAGAAGAGAUUGAUGGGGGCAUGCCCUUCUUGCUCUGGAAUUUCGUAUUACAGGCCUGAACUGCAACCCCCGAGACCUCCUGAUGUCUUCCUCUUGAAGUUCUGUUGCCAUGACCGAAGAGGCCUUUUGCAUGAUGUGACGGAGGUCCUCUGCGAGCUUGAGCUAACAAUAAAAAGAGUAAAGGUAUCGACAACUCCAGAUGGGAAAGUGAUGGAUCUCUUCUUCAUAACUGACACAAGGGAACUUCUACAUACAAAGAACAGACAGGAUGACACAUAUGACCAUUUAAAAGCUGUUCUUGGGGACGCCAUGAUCUGCUGUGACAUAGAAAUGGUGGGACCUGAAAUUGCCGCCUGCUCUCAAGGUCCUUCAUUUCUUUCAGAUGCAAUUACUGAAGACAUGUUCAAUAUAGCAACAAGCGAUGAAUCCCCAGAUGACUGUGUUGCCUUUAAACCCCCAUCCAUCACAAUGGAUAACUCGUUGAGUCCUUCUCACACUCUUGUCCAAAUUGUUUGCGAGGAUCAUAAAGGUCUCUUAUAUGAUGUUAUGCGAACUUUGAAGGAUUAUAACAUCCAGAUUUCUUAUGGACGGUUCACCACGAAAGGGAAGUCAGAAUGUGAGAUGGAUUUAUUUAUCAUGCAAGCGGAUGGUAAGAAGAUUAUUGACCCAAGCAAACAGAGUUCGCUGCGUUCUCGCCUUCAAAUGGAACUAAGUCGUCCUCUCAGAGUAGCAUUGAUCAGCCGUGGCCCCGAUAGCGAGCUGCUAGUUGCAAAUCCCGUUGAGAUAACUGGCAACGGCCGUCCCCUGGUUUUCUAUGACAUAACCCUCGCUCUCAAGAUGCUCGAUAGACCAAUCUUUUCGGCUGAAAUCGGAAGGUACAUGAUUGGGGAUCGGGAGUGGGAAGUUUACAGGGUUUUACUCGAUGAAGGGGAUGGUAGCUCUGUUUCAAAGCAAAAGAUUGAGGAGACUGUAUGGAAGAUGUUAAUGAGUUGGGAGUAAUAAGUUUGGGACGUCAUACUCUGCUGGGAUGUUCAACGCCUGCGUUCUUCACUCUACAUCAGCUGCUAUAAUAUGUACAUAUUUUCACUAUGUUUAUGUACAUUAUAGGUCUUAUUUAGCUUCUGUACCUUACAGUUCCAAAAGAGCGACAGUGUAAUGAGGUUAUGAAGAUAUAUUAAUCCUUGGCGCAGCGUUACCCUUGAAAUGGCAGUCAAAUAAAAUACCAGUCCCUCGGCUUGUAAAUUGAUGCAUCUAGGACGCAUCCUUUUGGGGCCUUCCGUCUAAACGACAUGUUUUCAGUUACACCUGUGUCUAUUCUUUUACUGAAAAAUCUUGUCAUAGAGAUGGGAAAACUAGAUGUUUCAGAUGAACUGACGGAGAAUCACGAUAAUUAUGACUUUGUUGAUGAUA
This is a messenger RNA of Sesamum indicum (sesame), 1916 nucleotides long. RefSeq names its product ACT-like superfamily protein (gene ACR10). NCBI's taxonomy places the organism in Eukaryota, Viridiplantae, Streptophyta, Magnoliopsida, Lamiales, Pedaliaceae. The record is from RefSeq and is a predicted model, not a curated record.